AUGAGCCGCUCCCUGUUCCAGCUGCCCGACGAGCUCAUCUUGACGACCCUCAGCCAAAGCUUCCCCUGCCGGGAAACGCAGAUUCGAGCUUUAGCGACGCUUAUUUGGCCUGGCGCCGCGCCUUGUCGCAAUCUGGUCAUCUAUGGCGCUGAAGCCACAGGCAAGAGUGCCAUCACGGCAGCACUGCUGGGCAGACUGUCGGCCCUGACCGACGAUGACGGUUUCAACCUGAGACACGCCAUCAUCAACUCGGCCGAAUGCAUCACCGCCCGCCAUCUGUACGAGAGCGUCGUCGGCAAGGUCGCCGAUGCCUUGGGGUGGGAUGCCGCUCCGCCAAGGUGCGAGACCGUGUCGCAGCUGGCCGUCGAGCUGUCGAAGAUGCUCAAGUACACCCCUCGCCCGGACGGCUUCCGCUUUGUGCUCGUCUUCGACGCCAUCGACCGCCAGCGGGACGCGCCUCAUACGCUGCUGCCCGCCCUUGCCAGGCUAUCCGAGAUCAUCCCCUGCCUCACCACAGUCUUCAUCGUGACAUCCCCGCCACCCUCCUUCCUGCGGACUGCUUCCGUUCCCCACCUCCACUUUCCGGCUUAUACCAAACCAGAGUUCGUCACUAUCCUUUCUGCCAAUCCGCCCCCGGCACUCCCCAACACCACCGCCUCCGACACCGCCGAUCUCUGGGCCCGCUUCGCCGCCGCCGUCCACGACGCCCUGGCCCGCGCCGCCUCCCGCACCCUCCCCUCCUUCCACCACGCCUGCGCCGCCCUCUGGCCGCGCUUCACCGCGCCCAUCCACGCCGGCACCCACUCCGCGCGCGAGUUCUCCAAGCUCCUCGUCGCCGCGCGCCUGCACUUCCAGGACGAGCGGCUCCUCGACCCGGGCGUGCUCGCCAUCCCCACGAGCACGACGACGACGAAACCCACCACCAUCCAACAUAAAAAACCUGUAACCACCGGCGCUGGCGCCGGCGCCGGCGCCGACCUAGCAACCCUCCUGCCCACCACUCCGCGCCUGCUCCUGCUCGCCGCCUACCUCGCCUCGCACAACGCCACCCGGCACGACGUGACCCUCUUCUCGACGCACUACCACCGGCAGCGCCGCCGCCGCGGCGGGGGCGGGGGCGGCGGUGUGGCCGGCGGCGGUCGCGGCCGCAGCAAGCACCGCAAGAUCGCGCGCAAGCUGCUCGGCGCGCACGCCUUCGUGCUGGAGCGCAUGCUGGCCAUCUUCGCGGCCGUGCGGGGCGAGUGGGAGGCGCGUGCUGCUGCUGCUACUACUGCUGCUGCUGCUGUGCCUGCUGGUGGUUCCGGUGUUGCGGGGGAGGAAGCGGCCGGCAAGGGCCAGCGGGAUGCGGACGUCGGGAUGGCGAUUGCCACGCUGGCGAGCCUGCGCCUGCUCGUGCGGGUCGGCGGCGGGGGGGAUCCGAUGGAUUGCGGUGGGAAGUGGAGGGUUAAUGUUGGGUGGGAGGUGAUUCGGGGGUUGGGGAGAGGGGUCGGGGUGGAGGUGGAGGACUGGUUGAUUGAGUGA
This is a messenger RNA of Thermothielavioides terrestris NRRL 8126, 1521 nucleotides long. RefSeq lists its product as uncharacterized. Bases 1 to 1521 code for a protein of 506 amino acids. Gene Ontology annotation, molecular function: DNA replication origin binding. Lineage: Eukaryota; Fungi; Ascomycota; Sordariomycetes; Sordariales; Chaetomiaceae. Gene Ontology annotation, cellular component: nuclear origin of replication recognition complex; nucleus. The record is from RefSeq and is a predicted model, not a curated record. Gene Ontology annotation, biological process: DNA replication; DNA replication initiation. The transcript is spliced from 3 exons.